AUGGAGGGCGAGGAGGAGGACUACCAGGAGGAGGAGGAGGAGGAGGAGGAGGAGGAGGAGGAGGAGGAGGAGCAGAAUACUGUGGCACUCCCACUCAGUAGUUAUUCGAGCCGCCUCUUGUUUUUUUUAGGAAAUUUUGGUAUUUAUGUGCAGACCAGACUUGUGCCGCACACGCAGACGGCCUCCGGCUUUCAUGACGAUGUCUUGGCACCGGCCACAGGUGGGUGGGGGAAGCGAGAGUGCGAUAGAUGCUGCACAAGUCUACCACCAUUACAAACUAGCUCACGCGCAACCCCACAUCCCUACGCCCGUCGCGCAGCAACAGUAAGACUUCCCAGUCGGCCGGUCAGCUAAAUGAGGCUCCUCGACAAUCCCCGGAUGACACUGGGUGGAUCAGAAACUGAGAACCUGAUUUAUAACAUGAGGGAACGCUGUGUUGAACUUCUGAAUUAUAAGGGAUAGUAGCAAUUAAAUAUUGAGAUCAACUGAGAAGACAGAGCACAGGAACUCCUGAAAUACGGGCAAAAUGUUUAUAUUAGUUUUAUUAGUAGGGCAGAUGGACGAAGCAAUUAACGGUAUCUGUGUGAGACAUUGAACAAAGUCACAUUCUGCCAUAUGUGUGUUGUGCUACUUUACCGAGGUGUCAGAACAGGCCGCCCAUUUUGAAAGUUGCGGAUUAGGGGCAUAUAAACGGGCCAAAAAGCGGGAUAUCCAAGAGUAUUGGCUGAGGAAGUCUGGACUGUGUAAGACAGUAUGCUGCGGGCAAGUUUGACCCUGACCCCAAUCUCAAAACCUACCCCGACCCUAGACCUUUUUUCACUCUAACCCUUCCCUAACGUUAAACUCAAUCAAAGUCCCGAAUUUAAUAUAUAUUAGAUUUAACCUUAGUAUAACAGGCCUACCAAAAUCAAAUAAUCGGGCAUGUUAUAGCGGUAAAAAAACAUUGUCUUGAAUGCCCAAUCAUUACCGAAUGAUGUUACGCUUCUAUCCAACCUCUGACAAUGACAUCACAAAUCUAGUGCAUACGUAACGGUAGGACGGCCAUUUUCCUAUCAUUCUUAUUUAACAAUGAGGCGGCGAUCGGUUAAAGACCCUCAAACACACACGACCAGCCACAGUUGCUUGUCUUACGGGAAAGGUGGUAAAAGGGGUUUCACGGGUUGGGCCUAUGUAUGCAAAGGGGAAUGGAGAAAUAAGUGUAGAUAAAUGGUAAAUUUGUUUUCUAAGCGGAAAGGUUUUAAUGCAUUGACAAAUAGCAGCCGAAAUUAAACAAGACAAUUAUAAAAAUAACCAUUUGAUGCCUACAGCGAUCGCUUCCCAACUUCCUGAGCUGAGGUCAUUGUGGAUGAUGCACCAGACUAUCUGCAACAGACGACUCAACAUUGUACGAUUAAACACCAAACCGCAGUAAUCGUGUCGAACCCAAAUCCACUUAAAUAAGUGUAGUGGGUACGCUUUGUAUGCCACGGAUGCUUUGGGGCCUUCACCCGAUCCUUAGCAACAAUGAAUUAAGUCACCAUGUAAUAAAACGUCGUUCGUUCUAUACGUUAACGAUUCUUACGCCUUCUCAAGAAUAGUCGGGUUUAUCUACGUCGAUAUGUGUGAAAUUUAAAUGAAAACAGGUGGCCUUACAAUCACCGGACAGACCGUAUACUCUGCCUUGAACUCUGUCCAUUUUGUCACAUGUGAGGGAGUGACGAGUUCGGGCGGACAUUUCUGCAUAAUUUCAUACUGCCUGCGCUUACACCAUCUAAUUAUAAGAAAUAGGAGGAAAAUUCCUACCAAUGGCGAAUACUCGAACCACGGCCAUUUGUAUGUUUUGCUUUCUGGCAGAUGACGGGAGCACACCAGCCUCCCAUGUCUUGGUCGGCAUUCCGUUUUCAUUAAUGCUCAUUUCCCACCAUGAGCCAGAAGGUACAUUAGUGCAUCUCAUAGGCAUAGGGCAACGGCUGUAUUGUACUCAGAAGAAGUAGUAGUGAAUGAUAAAUUCGGCCAGAAUAACUGUAUGCACGGACAAAAAGGUGACCUUACGAGGCACUCUUAUCAGAAACGCCUCUUUAAUUGGUUAGGACAGUUUCAUUUUUUGCCGACAGAAAUGAUGCUUGGUUCGAUGAAAAAUCAAAUUAUCACCAGGCUACUAACUUGAUGAGUUUGUGCCUCCUCUUCUUCAAGGGGAGAUUCAACAGAGAAGAGUGGUGCACAUUGCACAACCGCUCUUAAAAUAGAUAAUUACACUUUCUUUUAAUUGCAGCAGCAUCAGCCCGCGUCCCUUGCCCAGCUGGCCUGUUUACCGUCGUGCCCGACAAUGCCCACCGUGUGCUCCACAGCAGGAUGGAAGCAGGGACGGUGACAUUUCCGGGAGUGUGUUUAUAGUGGUAGUAGACUUCCGCAGCAUCUGCUGCACUCUCUCCUCCUACCUCACCUGGACCCGGAGACAAGACAGUGUCAAGAAGACCGACGGCACCGCACUUGCCACCACACCGACUUGGAUCCUACGGAGUAGGCGUGCCAUAAAGGCCAUACUAAGAAUGAGCCAUUGCAGCCUGACUCUCAAUCCACCAGUCGGCCACUCUACACAAACACACACUGGACCGACUGCGAGGUUCAAAUUAUCCCGUAGGUUGGCUAAAAAGUCAAAAAAUCUGAAAGCGUGGGCUGUGGAAGUAUCAGUAAACCAUGGCACUCGCAGCCUGGUAUGCGUUAGCAGCUCUCUAACAGUAGAUGCGCUGACGCUCUCUCCGGGUACACAGGUCGUCGACAUGACCGUCCACUCAUCCCCAUUCUUCUGACCCCUGUUGGGAUGUUAACAGUGAAAAAUGCUGUUCAAGUGAACGCAUUUUCUCUUUUUGCUAUUCGACUAUCACGGGACGGCAAGAAAGACUGAAAUAGUCGGUUUUUCUCUUAACUAUAAAGUAGUAUACAUUUUGAAAGACAAGAGGGUAGCUUAGAUAGAUAUCAACUCUCCACACUCUUCCUAUCGAAGAAAAGUGUCGAUAGGUCCACAAAAUCAUUUCUUCCGUUCCACGACUAGGGACGUUUUGGCAUUUAUUUUCCCAUAGGCAAGUAUAUGAGUCCGUUUUGUAAAGUAGCGAUGGGUAAUGUCCUCCUGCCUGAUGGACCGGAGAAACUGGAGGACAGCUCUGAACUCGAAUGA
Molecule: messenger RNA, 3154 nt
Organism: Spirometra erinaceieuropaei
Lineage: Eukaryota; Metazoa; Platyhelminthes; Cestoda; Diphyllobothriidea; Diphyllobothriidae
Source: the annotation of a GenBank genome assembly